CGUUCGUUUUUACUAAACCCUGUGCUAAAAAACCCUGAUCCAUCUCAGUCUCUCAGACCCGCAUUCUCGUAUCCUCCGCCACAGAAACCCUAAUCAGAGCCGAUGAGACACCCAUGGCAGCGUCUGCUUCUUCUCCGAGCUCACCUCCGUUCCUCGCCUCACGUGUUCUCACAGUCUUCUUACUCUCAGGUAAACUCCCAAUCGAAUCUCCAUUCAUUUUCGCUCUUCCACACUGACACUCUCCACCCAAAGCUUCCAACUUUACAGUCCAUUUUCAAUUACCCACUAAACCCUAGAAACCCCAUGUCACGAAACCUCUCGUCGGAGCCAGCACUUGAAACUAAAGACUCCGAUCAUGGGGUUAUAGCUGAAAUUUUCUCUAGGCCUAGGGAUGAAAUUGAUAUUAGGAAAGACUUGGAAUUGAACAAUGUAGAGUUUACCCAUGAUUUUGUUUUGAGUGUUUUGAAGAGCUUAGAAUCGAGCCCUGAUGUUGCGAGGAGGGUUUUCGAUUGGGUUUUGUUAUCUGAAGGUAAGAGAUUGAGCUCGAAAUCGUAUAAUCAGAUGCUGUGUAUUUUGGGUGUCAAUGGGGUUGUGAAGGAGUUCUGGGAGUUGGUUUACGUUAUGAAGAAGAAAGGGUAUGGCGUGUCGAAAUGGGUUCAUGAUAGGGUUUUAGAGAAAUUUGAGGAGGAUGGGUUGGAGAAUGAUGCUGAGGAAUUGAGAGGGGUGUUUGCAUCAGGGUCUACUGACAGUUCAGUGGCGAAGGUUUGUUCCACGGUGUGUAAGAUUGUUAGAAAUGAGGUGUGGAGUGAUGAUAUUGAGAGGCAAAUACGGGAGUUGAAUGUUGAAUUUUCUAGUGAUGUGGUUAAAAUGGUGGUGGAGCAUCUUAAAACAGAGCCAACAAAAGCACUGAUCUUCUUUCGGUGGGUGGAGGAGGCUGGGUUGUUGAAGCACGAUCAACAGACGUAUAAUGCAGUGGCAAGGGUAUUGGGAAGGAUAGACUGUAGGGAUAGGUUUUGGAAAGUAGUUGAUGACAUGAGCAGCAAUGGGUGUGAACUGGAGUUGAACACAUAUGAUAAGGUUUUAGAAAGGUUUUGUAAGAGAGGGGAACUGAAGGAUGCUGUGGACUUGUAUGAGUUUGCAAUGGCUGGUAAAAAAAAGCCUCCGGUGGCUUGUUGUACUUUCCUGCUGAAGAAAAUAGUGGUUGGUAAGGAGCUGGACAUGGGUUUAUUUUCGAGGGUUGUGAGGAUUUAUACAGAGAGUGGGAAUGCCUUGACAAAUUCAAUGCUCAAUGCAGUCCUCAAGUCUUUGAUCAGUGUUGGUAGACUUGGAGAGUGCAAUAAGGUUUUCAAAGUAAUGGAGGAAGGUGGGCUUGUAGCUAGUGCUGGUUUACAGAGUAUAAUUGCAUUCAGGCUUGGUAGUGCUGGUAAAGAGGAUGAGGCAAGUGACUUCAUUAAUAUUAUGCAAGCGUCUGGCACUGAUCUGAAUUACAAGGCAUGGUCGUCCUUGAUUGAGGGAUAUUGUGUAGCUGGUGAUCUUGAGAAGGCCUCAGAUUGUUUCCAAAAGAUGAUUGAAAGGGAGGGGGUUGCCUCUGCAGGUUCUGCUUUUGAAUUGGUAAUCAAUGCAUAUUGCAGAAAGAACAGGGCAACUGAUGCAUACAAGUUUCUCUCUGAUUUGGUCAGUAAAAGGCAGCUCAAGCCAUGGCAGACCACAUACAAACUGUUGAUUAGCAAGUUAUUGGCUCAGGGUGAAUUUAGAAACGCUCUGCAUAUUCUGGGUCUGAUGAAAAAUGAUCGAUUUCCUCCUUUUAUAGAUCCAUUCAUUAAGCAUGUAUCAAAGUCUGGAACUGGUGAUGACGCUAUAGCUUUUCUGAAGAUCAUGGCUUCAAAGGAAUUUCCAUCCACCAUUGUGUUUCUCAAAGUAUUUGAAGCCUAUUUUAAGGCUGGACGGCGUAGCGAAGCACAAGAUUUCCUUUCAAAAUGCCCGGGCUACAUUCGUAAUCAUGCUGAUGUACUGAACCUAUUCUGUCCUGGUAAAUCUGGAGAAGGUGCUGCAACCAAAGUUGUUGCUGCUUAGGCUUUGUUAGAUUGUAUUUUUGUAUUGUAUUGCAUGAGUUUGAUGCACCAGAGUUGAACUUGUUCAAAAAUUUUGAUUUGAAUAUCACCUUUGCUGCUCCACCGAUAUUAA
Rosa chinensis is the source of this 2184-nucleotide messenger RNA. RefSeq names its product pentatricopeptide repeat-containing protein At3g02490, mitochondrial. Gene Ontology annotation, molecular function: protein binding. The transcript has a single exon. Gene Ontology annotation, biological process: RNA splicing. The record is from RefSeq and is a predicted model, not a curated record. NCBI's taxonomy places the organism in Eukaryota, Viridiplantae, Streptophyta, Magnoliopsida, Rosales, Rosaceae. Bases 103 to 2073 code for a protein of 656 amino acids.